AUGGCUUCACUUGCCAAACUCUCUCUUUUCUUCGCCAUUUCAGCAUCAGCCCUCCUCAGUUCUGCUCUUGCUCGUGAUUUCUCCAUCGUCGGAUACACACCUGAGCAUUUGACAUCCACUGAUAACCUUCUAGAGCUCUUUGAGUCGUGGAUGUCAGAACACAGCAAGGCGUACAAUAGCGUGGAGGAGAAGGUACGCAGGUUCGAGGUCUUCAGAGAGAACCUGAUGCAUAUUGACCAGAGGAACAACGAGAUCAGCAGUUACUGGCUCGGUUUGAACGAGUUUGCGGAUUUGACUCAUGAAGAGUUCAAGAGAAGAUAUCUCGGACUUGCAAAGCCUCAAUUCUCUAGAAAGAGAGAGGCUUCUGCUAACUUCAGGUACAGAGACGUCACUGACUUGCCUAAAUCCGUCGACUGGAGGAAGAAAGGCGCUGUGGCUCCCGUCAAGAACCAGGGCUCAUGUGGUAGCUGCUGGGCGUUUUCGACAGUUGCAGCUGUUGAAGGGAUCCACCAGAUCACAACAGGGAAUCUGAGUUCGCUUUCAGAGCAAGAACUCAUAGACUGUGACACAACUUAUAACAGUGGCUGCAAUGGAGGUCUCAUGGACUAUGCAUUCCAGUACAUAAUUUCCACUGGUGGUCUCCAUAAAGAAGACGAUUACCCUUAUCUCAUGCAGGAAGGAGUUUGCCAAGAACAGAAAGAGGAUGUAGAACUUGUGACAAUCAGUGGUUACGAAGAUGUCCCAGAAAACAAUGACGAAAGCCUGGUGAAGGCUUUAGCUCACCAACCUGUCAGUGUGGCUAUUGAUGCUUCAGGAAGAGACUUUCAGUUCUACAAAGGGGGAGUGUUUAAUGGGAAGUGUGGAACAGACCUAGACCAUGGUGUAGCUGCGGUUGGGUAUGGUUCAUCAAAAGGAUCAGACUAUGUUAUUGUCAAGAACUCAUGGGGACCAAGAUGGGGAGAGAAAGGGUUUAUUAGGAUGAAGAGAAACACCGGUAAACCGGAGGGACUCUGCGGUAUCAACAAGAUGGCUUCAUACCCUACCAAGUCCAACUAA
This is a messenger RNA of Microthlaspi erraticum, 1056 nucleotides long. The record is from the annotation of a GenBank genome assembly. Lineage: Eukaryota; Viridiplantae; Streptophyta; Magnoliopsida; Brassicales; Brassicaceae.